Molecule: messenger RNA, 21779 nt
Organism: Coregonus sp. 'balchen'
Lineage: Eukaryota; Metazoa; Chordata; Actinopteri; Salmoniformes; Salmonidae
Source: the annotation of a GenBank genome assembly
AUGCUGUUGCUCGAGGUACUUUGAUGGAUGGAGUCCUCCUAUUGUUCCGCAAUAACAGUGGGCAAAGGUCUGUGUGCCUCUUCAUGUGAAUAAAGUACUUUACAUAGGUCAUAUACAGUACCAGUCAAAAGUUUCGAGACACCUGCUCAUUCAAGGGUUUUUCUUUAUUUUUACUAUUUUCUACAUUGUAGAAUAAUAGUAAAGACAUCAAAACUAUUAAAUAACAAAGUGUUAAACAAAUCAAAAUAUAUUUGAGAUUUGAGAUUCUUCAAAUAACCACCCUUUGCCUUGACGACAUCGUUUCACACUCUUGGCAUUCUCUCAACCACCUUCACCUGGAAUGCUUUUCCAACAGUCUUGAAGGAGUUCCCACAUAUGCUGAGCACAUGUUGGCUGCUUUUCCUUCACUCUGCCGUCCGACUCAUCCCAAACCAUCUAAAUUGGGUUGAGGUCGGGUGAUUGUGGAGGCCAGGUCAUCUGAUGCAGCACUCCAUCACUCUCCUUCUUGGUAAAAUAGCCCUUACACAGCCUGGAGGUGUGUUGGGUCAUUGUCAUGUUAAAAAAACAAAUGAUAGUCCCACUAAGCCCAAACCAGAUGGGAUGGCGUAUCGCUGCAGAAUGCUGUGGUAGCCAUGCUGGUUAAGUGUGCCUUGAAUUCUAAAUAAAUCAUAGACAGUGUCACCAGCAAAGCACCUCCACACCAUAACACCUCCUCCUCCAUGCUUUACGGUGGAAACCACACAUGCGGAGAUCAUCCGUUCACCCACACCGCGUCUCACAAAAAUGCUGCGGUUGGAACCAAAAAUCUCAAAUUUGGACUCCAGACCAAAGGACACAUUUCCACCAGUCUAAUGUCCAUGUGUUUCUUGGCCCAAGUAAGUCUCUUAUUCUUAUUGGUGUCCUUUAGUAGUGGUUUCUAUGCAGGAAUUCGACCAUGAAGGCCUGAUUCACACAGUCCCCUCUGAACAGUUGAUGUUGAGAUGUGUCUGUGACGCAUUUAUUUGGGCUACAAUUUCUGAGGCUGGUAACUCUAAUGAAAUUAUCCUCUGCAGCAGAGGUAACUCUGGGUCUUCCUUUCCUGAAUACUUUUGUGUGUGAGAGAUGCUCGGGGGGGGUGGGGUAGCUGAACAGUGGGAGUGACAGGAAACUGCUUUGGAAAUACUAUCCACCCAGCCUGACCAGUGUAGAGAGAACAAGGGAUGAUGAGAAGCGGUAAAGAGAGAUUGAAUGAAUAGUAUUGACACUUUUUUUUUGUCCAUUUGGUUUUAAUGGUCAUCUGCCUACACAUGUUAGUUAGCUACAUAAUUCCACAGACUCCAAACGCUAUUCUUUAUCAGUUCCAAAGACUGUGUGUAGUAGGGACUGUAAUUUCAAUUUCAGAUGGCUUUUUUACACAUUAUGCUCUUCCACAUAUCAAUUCAAUCGAUUUAAGGUAAACCACAUGGGUUCUAUCAAUUUGCGACUUGGGGGACACUUACAGAGGACAGGUUGGUGACUUACCAGCGCAUUUAAGACCUUACCGAUACAGUUAAGUGCCCCGCCAAGGGCACAACACACAGUAUUCCCCACACAUUUACCACUACCAAUGUAUCCCCUCUGUUUGCCAGUCCACUCAUCUGACUGGGUAGCAGGAGUCAAUACAGCCAGUUGUGCUCUUGGUGUUUUGAGAUGGUGAAAUUGUACCCCAGAUGCUGAUCUUGGGUCAGUUUAGCAUUUUCUCCCCAAAUAUGGUUAGGAUUGGGGGUGAGGAAGCUGAUCCUAGAUCUGUACCUAGCGGAAACUUCACCCUGGAGCGUUUGAGAUGGCUUUACUAUACAUGGCGGUUGGGCUGUGCAGGCGGCGAAGCAGACUACUAUAGCAUUCUGAAAUGCUUAAACAUCUUGUGCACUGUGCAGCCUGAUUGCAAUAUAGUCAAUCUCAAACACACAAUCUGGCUUUCUCACUGACUAAAGCACAGGUGAAAUAACAUCAAAUGUUGCAGAUUUUUUGAUGGUCUGCCUUUUGAAAAUUCUAUAUUUCCAGAGCUCUGAGUGCAUCUCACUUGAAUUGUGGUACAGAAGAGGAAAGGCUUUUAUCUCUCACUUGAAUCUCAUCAUUGCCAUUUUUUUAUUUUUAUUUUUUUACAUUCCUCUUCAACAUACAGUACCUUUUAUAAGGACGUAAAGGUUUUGAACUUGAAAACACAAACAGAUUCCAAAAAGGCCACUGUCUCCGUUCGGGAGAGGAAAUGUCUUGUUCUGAAAGAUGUGAAACCUUCAUUGCUCUGCCAUAACUCACUAGGAGUCACUGUUAGUUACUAGUAGUAGUCAAUUGUUACAAGUAGUCACUAGUAGCUAACAAACUCCAGCAGCUAAAACGUGUCUUUCCCUCUCCCCCUUCCAGGUAAACGGGACAGAAGCGGAUUAUGAAUAUGAGGAGAUCACGCUCGAACGGGUAAGGAGACUGUGUCUCUUUUUAUAAAUGUUUAUUCACAACCGUUGCUUGCUAAAUGGCCCUAUGGACCCUGGUCAAAAGUAAUGCACUAUAUAGGGAAUAGGGUGCCAUUUGGGAAUCACCCACAAUCUUUGCACAGCAGCAACACAGGUCCUCUCUCUUCUGUCACUAUAUUGAAGUGGUUCAGUACAUGAUACAGUGAAGUACUUUUACGUUCAAAUCACAUUUUAUUUGUCACAUACACGUGUUUAGCAGAUGUUAUUGCGGGUGUAGCGAAAUGCUUGUGCUUCUAGCUCCGACAGUGCAGUGACAUCUAACAAGUGAUAUCUAACAAUUUCACAACAUACACCCAAUACACACAUCUUAGUAAGGAAUAGAAUUUAAGAAUAUAUUCAUAUAUGGACAUGCAAUGACAGAGCGGCAUGGACUAAGAUACAGUAGAAUAUUAUAGAAUACAGUAUAUACAUAUGAGAUGAGUACUGCAAGAUAUGUAAACAUUAUUAAAGUGACUAGUGUUCCAUUUCUUAAAGUGGAGAGCCCUGCGGUUGCGGGCGGUGCAGUUGCCAUACCAGGCGGUGAUACAGCCCAACAGGAUGCUCUCAAUUGUGCAUCUGUAAAAGUUUGUGAGGGUUUUAAGUGCCAAGCCAAAUUUCUUCAGCCUCCUGAGGUUGAAGAGGCUCUGUUGCGCCUUCUUCACCACACUGUCUGCGUGGGUGGACUGUUUCAGUUUGUCAGUGAUGUGUACGCCAAGGAACUUGAAGCUUUCCAACUUCUCCACUGCGGUCCCGUCGAUGUGGAUAGGGGGGUGCACCCUCUGCUGUUUCCUGAAGUCCACGAUCAUCUCCUUUGUUUUGUUGAUGUUGAGUGAGAGGUUAUUUUCCUGGCACCACACUCCCAGAGCCCUCACCUAAUUUCUUCACAUUAUAAGCGCAGCAAUGCGCACACGGCAGUAGGCUAUAAGCACAAAUGUUCCCUCAGCAGGAAAACACGAUUUUCAAAAGUGACCACUAAUGCAAUUAUGCAUGAAUUGCUUUUAUUAUAUAGAUGCAUUUUUAUGGUGAAAAUGAUCUUCCGCAAACUUGAAACUCACGCGCUAUGUAUGUAUGCCAGUUAGGCUCUACAUCCUUGUAUAGCGGAUUAAUGUGCUUUAUUUUAAGAAGUUAUUUUGACGCUUUAGUUGUAAAACAAACCUUAUUAAAACAAGUGAUAAUAUAUAAUUGGUAAGUGAUAGGUUAAUAUUUGCACCCAUCACACUAUUCUUGAUUUAAUCUUGUCUUUACAUACACAAAAUAAUAUGUGUGAAAUUUGUUUUGAUUUAGAAUAGACCAUUAUCAUGCACCUGUCUCGAAACAGGGGCAGCGGGAAAAAAAAUACAUGUCAUUUAUGCACUUAUAGCAAAUUGAGGACGCUUUUUGCGUCGUUCAUUUUCAUGCCGGCGAGAAAGCAAUGUGCUUAAUAUUAGGAAAGUUGAAAAAUGAAUAUAGUAGGCCUAGCCUAUAGAAAGCUGAUGGGAUCCUCCUCUUUUUAAUAGAGGCCAUCACUCUGUUCUCACGCAAUUGCAUAGCCUAUAGAAAUGUUGCGCAAAAUGAGCUCAUGGGCUCUCAUUUAAAUUUUUGAUUUGAUUUUCUAUUACAUUUGCAUUGAUGUCAGUGAUUAGAGGGACAAUAGAGUGCUGAGUACCAGGCAGUUAGCAAGUUUGGUAGGCUACUAAUGACCAUCAGCAGCAUCAGAGCUUGGAGAAGCCUAAUUACCAUGAUUAAACGGUCAUGUGGAAUUUGACUGUUGUCUAGACGUGUGACCGCCGGUGUGGCGGUAAUACAGUCACCGUAACAGCCCUACUCACAGCUCGAGUGUGCAGGGUCUGUAUGAAUUCCAUUUCUAUUCAGAUAAUUCAGGGGAAUCAUUCAAUUAGUUAAUUACACUGCAAUUCGUCUCUCAGAAUUGAGUGGAAAUGGAACUGACCCCAACACUGCUCGUAUGAUACAGCACAAUCAGGACCUUAGUGUUCUCUCCUCUCAAGUUGUCCUGUAUCAAACGGCCAACUGUCUUGCGUAGUACACUCCUCCAGUCUCGCCAAUGCUCCACACAAGUCAAUGACACACUCCAAGGCUGCAUCCCAAAUGGCACCAUAUUCCCUAUAUAUAAGCACUAUAAAGAGAAUUGGGUGUCAUUUGGGACUCAGACCAUGUCACUGGCAUUAUACGUAUUUUGUUGCUUUGUGCACUCUUGCAUUAUGCAGCCGUGUCUUAUUCCUCCCAAUGCUCCCAUCAUGCUGCUGAUGUCUCUUUGUUAUUUUCCUUUUUUUUUCUUUUUUUUUGUGCGUGACCCAUUUCAGCUGUACUCAAGUGCACGGUGUUAUUAACAUAGCGUAAAUAAAAAAUGCUCGCCUCUCCGCAAGCUGUCUCCCUGGGAGCCCUUAUCCCCUGCGCCCGCUGCCAUUCCUAAGGAGCACAAUGCACUCUGUGUGUUACGCCGCUGUUUGUGCGGUCUUACCAACUUUUACGGUCAUGCAUGACAAGUUGGCAAGACAGCACAAAACAGAUCUGGGACCAGGCUAAGCUUUCCAAAUGGUCAACGAGAAUCUACAACAAAGUGGCAGUAUUAUCACAUCAUUAUCAUGUGAUAAUACUGCCACUUUGUUGUAGAUUCUCGUUGACCAUUUGGAAAGCUUAGCCUGGUCCCAGAUCUGUUUUGUGCUGUCUUGCCAACUUGUCAUGCAUGACCGUAAAAGUUGGUAAGACCGCACAAACAGCGGCGUAACAAUACACCUUAGGAGUAGGGAAGACUGCACAAACAAGUCUGUUGUAUGCAGUAGCAGUCUGUAAUUGUUAUCAUUGUUGACAUGUUAAUAUAUGAAUUAAAAAUAAUACAUGGGAUUUAUAUAGUGCUUUUCAAAGACCCAAAGAUGCAUCAAUGUAUGGAGAAAGUGUGUUUGUUUGUUUGUCUUGGAAAGUAGUGAAUUAUGUUUUGUUUGGUUUCUCCAGGGUAACUCUGGGCUGGGUUUCAGUAUCGCGGGGGGAACGGACAACCCCCACAUCGGUGAAGACCCCAGCAUCUUCAUCACCAAGGUCAUCCCUGGGGGGGCGGCGGCCCAGGACGGACGACUCCGGUGAGUGAGGAACACACACACAUAUUAGGGGUGUGAACGUUUAGACAUGAAAACGUUAACGUUAAGAAAAAUCCCUAACUGUGAAAGUUACAAAUCACAGUGCAGUUAUCACAAAACUACCACUAACAGGUCCCGAUCAUCAUUAUAAAGGGACAAUUUAAAUUAAACAAAUACCUAAUGCAACAGUGCUGUAACAUUACUGGUAGAUAUGCAUCUUUCAAAUUAUUAUAUAUAAAGCUCUUGGCGUUAACAGUUGGAAAAAUGGUUGAGAAAGGCAAGUGACAGCAGCAAAGUCCUGUAUGGCAAUACUUUGAGAAGUUAAAUGAGAAGAUGGUGAACUACAAACUUUGCCAGGUGGAAUUGAGGUUCAGUAAUGGUAGUACCAGGGAUGUCAUCUGGAUUCACCUGGUCAGUAUGUCAUGGAAAGAGCAGGUGUUCCUAAUGUUUUGUACACUCAGGGCCCUAUAUUCCACUAGGGCUGGGAAUUGCCAGGGACCUCACAAUAUGAUGUUAUCGCGAUACAUUUUACAUUUUAGGCAUUUAGCAGACGCUCUUAUCCAGAGCGACUUACAGUUUAGUGAGUGCAUACAUUUUUCAUACUUAGGUGCCGAUACGAAUAGUAUUGCAAUUCUUGCGAUUCUAUAUGUAUUGCGACUCGAUACUGCCAUUUUAUUGCAACUAUAAAUCAGUCAAACAUUGGAAUGACACCUCCAGCGCAGCACUGUGAGACUUCUUUGACAAUACUGAUUGGCCAUUGUAACAUCAGCAACCAUGUUCUGAAAUCCUGUCACAAGGAAUUGUCGGUGUGUUCUCUGAGCUGUUCAAUCGCUCACUGAGGAAGCACACAAUACCAGCUCUGUGGAAAUCUUCCAUCGUAUGCCCAGUGCUCAAGAAGAGCCACCCUGCUGUUUGAAUGAUUACCGCCCUGUUGCAUUAACACCUGUCAUAAUUAAACGGUUUUGGGCGCCUGGUCCUCUCCCACAUACAAAACAAGGUUUGAGACAUUGUAGACCCCCUUCAAUUCGCCUACAUGCAACAGAGAGGAGUGGACGAUGCUCUUGUGUACUUAAUACACCUGGCUCAGUCCCAUCUUGAAAAAAGUCCAAUGCCCGGAUGGUGGUUGUGGACUUUUCCAGUGCUUUUAACACAAUCUAAUGGGGAAGAAACUUUUGCAUAUGAACAGUGGUGGAAAACGUACUCAAUUAUCAUACUUUAGUAAAAGUAAAUAUACCUUAAUAGAACAUUACUUAAGUAAAAGUGAAAGUCACCCAGUAAAGUACUACUUGAGUAAAAGUCUAAAAGUAUUUGGUUUUAAAUAUACUUAAGUAUCAAAAGUAAAUGGAAUUGCUCAAAUGUACUUAAGUAUCAAAAGUAAAAGUAUAAACCAUUUCAAAUUCCUUAUGUUAAGCAAACCAGACAGCACCAUUUUCUUAUUUUUAUUUAUUUUAAUUGACGGAUAGCCAGGGGCACACUCCAACACUCUGACAUAAUUUACAAACAAAGCAUUUGUGUUUAGUAAGUCCGCCAGAUCAGAGGCAGUAGGGAUGACCAGGGAUGUUCUCUUGAUAAGUGUGUGAAUUGGACAAUUUUCAUGUCAAAAUGUGUAAUGAGUACUUUUGGUUGUCAGGGGGAAAAGUAUGCAGUAAAAAGUAUUAUUUUCUUUAGGAAUGUAGUAAAGUAAAAGUUGGCAAAAAUAUAAAUAGUCACAAGGAAGUAAAGUACAGAUACCCAAGAAAACUACUUAAGUAGUACUUUAAAGUAUUUUUACUUAAGUACUUUACACCACUGCAUAUGAACCAAGUCCAAACUUAAUUCUGUGGAUUUUAUAUUUUUUGUCAAAUAGACCACAAUAUUUUAUUUUUGUAUUUAACUAGGCAGGUCAGGCAUGCACGCUGACUUCGGUCGCCAGCUGUACAGUGUUUCCUCCGACACAUUGGUGCAGUUGGCUUCCGGGUUAAGCGAGCAGUGUGUCAAGAAACAAGUGCGGCUUGGCAGGGUCGUGUUUCGGAGGACGCAUGGCUCUCAACCUUCGCCUCUCCCGAGUCCGUACAGGAGUUGCAGCGAUGGGACAAGACUGUAACUACCAAUUGGAUAUCACGAAAUUGGCGAGGAAAAAGGGGUAAAAAGUACCCCCAAAAAAUAAAUAGAGUAUUAUUAGACAGCUCAGUCUUUUUAAUUGGGUAUAGUUCACUUUUGCUGUAAUUUAGUUUGUAUCCUGCGAUGUUCUCAAAUACAGUUAAAAUAUUAAGCACCAGAGGAAUGGAAGCAAUCGGGUCUGAAAUGUAUAAAAACAAGUCAAACGCAUAUAGAGACACUUUCUGUUCUGUUCUCUCUUUUCACUCCACUAAUAUUUUCAUUGGCCCGGAUUGAGAUGGCCAGGGGUUCUAUCACAAUGGCAAAUAGGCACCCUUGCCUAGUUCAAUGUUUUUAGUGAGAAAUAUUGUUAUUUGUGGCCAUUUGUUCUUACUGAAGCACAUGGUAAAGCAUACAAUCAUUUUACCCAGGAAAUGAAAUUGCAGCCAAGCCAAGUUUUUUUUUUAUGUUGCAAAGAGUUUUUUUUUUUUAUGUCCCACUACACGAUCAGAUUACUUUUCGGCGUCUAAUGAUAUUACAACCUCCGUUUUUUUUCUUCUGUUGAAUCCCUAGAGUUAUACAUUUUUAAUAGCCGUCUAGGAUUGCAGGAGGACAGCUGAUUUUCUUGCGGGGGGGGGGGGGGGGGGUGUAUUUUUAGAUCAAUACGGUUUGGUCCAAUGAUACCUGUUUAAUACUUGUUUCCAACUGUUGGGGAUAGGACUUUAGUUAAAAUCUUUGUCCGCGUUACUUAAGGAUAUGGGGCGAUAGGAACUACACUUAAGUGGGUCUUUUUAUUGGGUUUUAACAGUAAUGAGAUGCAUGCUUGGUUCAUUGAUGGAGGAAAUAAUUUGUUUUCAAGAGAUUCAUAGUAAACUGCAUGCAAAAUAGGAGUGAGUUGGACAUCAUUUGCAUUGAUUUAAUUGCUUUUUUAAAUUUAAUCGACAGUUGGCUCUUUGUUAAGUAUAUCUCUAUCUCUAGAAUCAAGAGUGGGCAAUGGGAGGUUGUUAAAGAAUGAUUCAAUUAGGGGAGUGUUUCCAAUUAAUUCUGAUUUGAUAUCAAUUAGAAUAUAUGUUUUUGAACACUGUUUAUUUCAUUGUUGUCACAGGUGGGCAUACCAUCACUGUCAUAUAUUUUUUCAAUUGUAUGUGAUGUGGCAGAUCGACAUAGUUGGUGAGCUAGUAUUUUACUGGGUGUUUUUUAAAGAGCAUAUUGCCUGUCUAGGCUCAGGAUACAUUCUGUAAGCGUUUUCCAUUUUCUUUGUUUCUUUUUGGUGAAUGCAGUCAUUUGACCUCUAAGGUAUGCUUUCAUUGUCCCCCACAAAAUGUUCUUAUCGUUUUAACUGAAAAACGAUAAAUAACAUUAAGAAAAAUGUUCAAUUUGUCACAUCCCUAAUGAAUAUACACACACACACAGGUAUACAUACAGACAUGGACACAUUGUGUAUUUGUUCUUUAUAUACUCUCUGAAUUGGCUCAAUUCCUAUCUAGACUAAUUUACAUAAAGACCUUUAGGUAUAUGUUGUCUGUCUCAUCUUUUGGAUCUAUAGGCUACACACUUCCAGAUCCACUGCUUAAACGUUUAGCCUAGAUGUGCACAUCUGUCAGUUUGGUAUCCCUAAAUGACCCCAGAUUGUCUUGGGUCUUAGAAGAGUAAUAUGUUUGUGUGGAUAUUACUCAUACAGCCUACUAGCACAGCAUAGAAUGAGGAGUAUUGAGAGGGUGACUGUCGCAAAUUGCAGACCUGGGUUCAUAUUGUGCCCUAAUGAAUACGACCCUGAACAGUAACACCCUGGCAGGUAACAUAAUUCAGUAUCCCGAUAGUCAAUGACAGACACAAGCUUCUCUAUGGACCCCACAGACACAUCCACAGGGUCAGAGUGCUUGGGUGCUUUCACUACCUCAUCAAUAUUACACUAGUCCCCGGCAGAAGAACUUAAUACAGCCCAGUGUCAAGGUAAACCAGAGUCACAAUAGCGGACGUGAGCCAGUGUGACAUUCUCCAUCGACGAGGGGGUCAAAUAUGGCGCCCGAUGCCUGUUUUGGUUGCCCAAGUUUGAGAGAGCUCAAAGGGGUACAGGGUCAGUUCCGUUUCAUCUAGUCAAUUUGGAAAGGUAAAGAGAUAUAUCUGAGAUAGAGUACCAGUCAAAAGUUUGGACACACCUACUCAUUCAAGCGGUUUUCUUUAUUUUUACUAUUUUCUACAUUGUAGAAUAAUAGUGAAGACAUCAAAACUAUGAAAUAACACAUAUGGAAUCAUGUCGUAAACAAAAAAGUGUUACACAAAUCAAAAUAUAUUUUAAAUGUUAGAUUCUUCAAAGUAGCCACCCUUUGCCUUGAUGACAGCUUUGCACACUUUUGGAAUUCUCUCAACCAGCUUCACCUGGAAUGCUUUUCCAACAGUCUUGAAGGAGUUCCCACAUAUGCUGAGCACUUGUUGGCUGCUUUUCCUUCGCUCUGCGGUCCAACUCAUCCCAAACCAUGUCAAUUGGUUAAAAAAACAAACAAAAAAACUGGAAUAAGUAGGUGUGUCCAAACUUUUGACCGGUAUUCUAUUUACUGAUGUUCUUGUUCAUUUUCAAGUAAUUUUAAAUGCGUACAUACAUGCACGUAACCGACAAAAUAAAGGAAACCCCAACAUAAAGUGUGUUAAUAGGGCACGAGCUGCCAGAACAGCUUCAAUCUUUGUUGGCAUAGAUUCUGCACGUGUCUGGAACUCUAUUGGAGGGAUACGACAACAUUCUUCCACGAGAAAUUCCAUCAUUCAGUGUUGUUGAUGGUGGUGGAAAUCACUGUCUCAGGUGCCGCUCCAUAAUCUCCCAUAAGUGUUUAAUUUUGUUGCGAUCUGGUGACAGAGACACACACCCUUUAAACCCCCUAUGCUCCUUUGAGACUCCUCUUUCAAAGUCACUGAGAUCUCUUCUAACAUUUACAUUUCAGUCAUUUAGCAGACGCUCUUAUCCAGAGCGACGUACAGGAGCAAUUAGGGUUAAGUGCCUUGCUUAAGGCACAUCAACAGAUUUUUCACCUAGUCUGCUCGGGGAUUAGAACCAGCGACCUUUCGGUUACUGGCACAACGCUCUUACCCACUAAGCUACCUGCCGCCCUAUCUAAGACAUGGUAGCCAAAAUAAAGGGCAACUGGGCAUUUUUAUACAUGAACAUAGUACAACGUUCUUACACUUACAGUUCACUCUUACCCAAAGUAUAAGGAUGUAUUACACGAUUGUUUGUUUUUGUUGUCAUUUGAAUAUUUUAUUUUUCAUUUGAAAAAAACCGGCAGUUUACCUUCAGGUCUUGUGACUUGAAGAUUUGAGGGGUCAUACAUGCUCAUGACAAGUGUUACAAACAAUUAUACCUGCAUCAUAAUGCAUUAUACCUGCAGGCUUUAAAAGAGAAGUUCAGUUUUUUGUAACUUGAUGGUUCCUCACCCUGUGGGCCAAUAGAAACUGUAAUCCAUCGUUCGUUUUUUUCUUUAAACAGGCACUACAAACCUGAGGAACCAAUUUAACAUUGUAAAGUUGUAAAAUUCUGAACUUAUCCUGUAAGUAAUGAGUUGGCUGAAAUUGUGAUGGGAUCAUGAGUCCCCACCCUGGUUCUAACUGUCAUUCCUCUUCACCCCGGUGUAGGGUCAACGACGUCAUCCUGCGGGUGAACGAGGCGGACGUGCGGGACGUGACCCACAGCCGGGCGGUGGAAGCUCUGAAGGAGGCCGGGUCGCUGGUGCGCCUCUACGUCCGCCGGAGGAAGCCCGUCUCCGAGAAGGUGAUGGAGAUCAAGCUAGUGAAAGGACCCAAAGGUACACAGCAAUAUCGCAAGUGUUAAAUCAACUAAUUGUGUUAAGGUUAACUCAACACUCUUACCCACACUACAGUGUUAAUGUUACAUUAAACUUUUUUAGAGGGCCCAAAGGUAGUGUAGGGGAGACCAUUUUGGAGUUGUUUCUUAAAAUCUUAUUCACUCUAAAACUGUUUGAUGUAGGGAUUUCUAAAUUUCACACAAACAAACGUACAUUUGUGACGUGCUCUAUCAUUAUCAGUAUUUAAAAAAAUAGCAUAAACAAAUACAAAUGUUUUAAUCAUAGUAUAAUUGAACAAUGUAAUGAUUUUUUAAAAACUGAUAUUUGGAUGAAAAUACACUAAAUUGACAUAUUUUCCUUUUAUCUGUUAGGCAUGUAAUAUCCAAAGUAUUAUAUUUUGUAUUAGCGUAAAAAAAAGUGUACAUUUUUCUGAAGUAUUAUCUUGGUUGCACUACCAAAGUUGAUUUAAAAAGUCAUAUUUUAUAUAAAUAUGUGAAUGUCUAAAUAAUUACAUAUGAUAUAAAUGUAGGUAAGGGGUAAAUUGGAGCAUUGCGUUAAACCCAACCCAAAGCAUAGAACUCUUUCCAAAUGAGUCUUGUGAGAACAUACAACAGUAAUUGUCAUCAACUAUACCUCAUCUUAAUUGAUAAAAAAUGAUAUGUUUAGAUACAGUGAGGGAAAAAAGUAUUUGAUCCCCUGCUGAUUUUGUACGUUUGCCCACUGACAAAGAAAUGAUCAGUCUAUAAUUUUAAUGGUAGAUUUAUUUGAGCAGUGAGAGACAGAAUAACAACAAAAAAAUCCAGAAAAAAGCAUGUCAAAAAUGUUAUAAAUUGAUUUGCAUUUUAAUGAGGGAAAUAAGUUUUUGACCCGUUCUCAAUCAGAAAGAUUUCUGUCUUCCAGGUGUCUUUUAUACAGGUAACGAGCUGAGAUUAGGAGCACACUCUUAAAGGGAGUGCUCCUAAUCUCAGCUUGUUACCUGUAUAAAAGACACCUGUCCACAGAAGCAAUCAAUCAAUCAGAUUCCAAACUCUCCACCAUGGCCAAGACCAAAGAGCUCUCCAAGGAUGUCAGGGACAAGAUUGUAGACCUACACAAGGCUGGAAUGGGCUACAAGAGAAGGUGACAACAGUUGGUGCGAUUAUUCGCAAAUGGAAGAAACACAAAAUAACUGUCAAUCUUCCUCGGCCUGGGGCUCCAUGCAAGAUCUCACCUCGUGGAGUUGCAAUGAUCAUGAGAACGGUGAGGAAUCAGCCCAGAACUACACGGGAGGAUCUUGUCAAUGAUCUCAAGGCAGUUGGGACCAUAGUCACCAAGAAAACAAUUGGUAACACACUACGCCGUGAAGGACUGAAAUCCUGCAGCGCCCGCAACGUCCCCCUGCUCAAGAAAGCACAUAUACAGGGCCGUCUGAAGUUUACCAAUGAACAUUUGAAUGAUUCAGAGGAGAACUGGGUGAAAGUGUUGUGGUCAGAUGAGAACAAAAUUGAGCUCUUUGGCAUCAACUCAACUCGCCGUGUUUGGAGGAGGAGGAAUGCUGCCUAUGACCCCAAGACACCUUCCCCACCGUCAAACAUGGAGGUGGAAACAUUAUGCUUUGGGGGUGUUUUUCUGCUAAGGGGACAGGACAACUUCACCGCAUCAAAGGGACGAUGGACGGGGCCAUGUACCGUCAAAUCUUGGGUGAGAACCUCCUUCCCUCAGCCAGGGCAUUGAAAAUGGGUCGUGGAUGGUUAUUCCAGCAUGACAAUGACCCAAAACACACGGCCAAGGCAACAAAGGAGUGGCUCAAGAAGAAGCACAUUAAGGUCCUGGAGUGGCCUAGCCAGUCUCCAGACCUUAAUCCCAUAAAAAAAUCUGUGGAGGGAGCUGAAGGUUCGAGUUGCCAAACGUCAGGCUCGAAACCUUGACUUGGAGAAGAUCUUUAAGAGGAGUGGGACAAAAUCCCUCCUGAAAUGUGUGCAAACCUGGUGGCCAACUACAAGCAACGUCUGACCUCUGUGAUUGCCAACAAGGGUUUUGCCACCAAGUACUAAGUCAUGUUUUGACAUGCGUUUUUCUGGAUUUUUUUGUUGUUAUUCUGUCUCUCACUGUUCAAAUAAACCUACCAUUAAAAUUAUAGACUGAUCAUGUCUUUGUCAGUGGGCAAACAUACAAAAUCAGCAGGGGAUCAAAUACUUUUUUACCUCACUGUACAUGGAGAAUGUUCUACAGGUCAAUAAUCAAAAAAGAGAGGUGGCAACAAAAAAAAAAAGGAAACAAUUGUCCCCGGUCUCCCCUCCUUCUCUAUAGGGCCCAAAGGUAGUGUACUCCAUACAUUUCAGGGCCCAAAGUUAGUGUGCUCCAUAGGGGUGUGAACGUUUAAACGUUAAAACGUUUAAGCCCUUAGAUCGCAAUAUCUACUAAGCUAACAUAUGGAAUUAUUUUAAGAUGGUCAUAAAAUUGAUAAUUUUGCCAUUUGAAUUUUAGGACCCCUGUAGGUCUAAAAAAAAUUAUGAUGAAACAUUGAAUUUGGCCUUUACUUCUAUAGCCCUUAGAAACUCAUUGAGUACAUUGCAAAACAGAUGGUCAAGAAAAAAAUCAUAAGAAAUAAAGUUUUAAAGUGGGUGUCCUAUAUCUGAGAGAACUCAGAAAAAAAAAAUGUUUAGACCCAUUUUUGGUACCGUUAUUCGUGUCACUUUUCUUUUACCCCCUAUGCAUGUUUUGCCAUUUUUACAGCCCGUUACUAGGUUACCUUUAGACGACUCCCCUGAAGCUUGUGUGCGUUGUAGAACAAAACAACCAACACUUUCGUAUUCGUGAGGGCCAACUCUUUGUAUUGGUUACAUAUUAGUUUGUUGCUCCAACGGUUUGGUCUGGACAGUCGGUUUUGUGAGAACACCUCUUCGAAAUUAGGACGUUCGCGACCGUUCUGCUGUAAAGCUUGUGGAUGUCGUAGAGCAGAAAAACUAACACUCGUGUUCGUGAGAGUCAUCUUUUGUUGGUGGGGACUUUGUAGCUCAAAUGGUUUGAGGUUUUACAGACAAUUUUGUGACUAUUUUAUUGUCCGGAUACUCUCGUGUAGAAAAAGACUGCUUUCAAAAGCCCCCCCACCCCAUGUUAUGGAAUAGGUGCAAGCUUUAUAUCGUUAGAAAGAGGGGAUUGAGCUGCAGCCGCUACAAGAAAAGUCUCUAGCAUAAUCACAUGGGGAGCUAUUCAAUAUUGAAUAUGGCAUCACCGUGUGACGUUAGGGAGCGUCAAUCGACUUUAGGGGGUUAAACAAAAUUGGGAUCCUUAACGUUAAAUCCCUAACCGAAAAACAAAAAAUUCACCUUUCAGCAGGACAAUAACCUAAAACACAAGGCCAAAUAUACUCUGGAGUUGCUUACCAAGACGACAUUGAAUGUUCCUGAGUGGCCUAAUUACAGUUUUGACUUAAAUCGACUUAAAAUCUAUGGCAAGACUUGAAAAUGGCUGUCUAGCAAUGAUCAACAACCAACUUGAAAGAGCUUGAAGAAUUUUUAAGAAAAAUAUGCAAAUAUUGUACAAUCCAGUCGUGCAAACCUCUAGACUUCCACAGAUUACACAAAUUCACAGCUUUAAUCGCUGGCAAAGGUGAUUCUAACAUGUAUUGAAUACUUAUGUAUCCUUUUUUAAUUCAGGCUGUAACACAACAACAUGUGGAAUAAGUCAGUAUGAAUACUUUCUGAAGGGACUUUAGGCCUAGUGCAACUUCCUGACUGUCUGCCUGGUGGCCGACCUGCCUAUACUGUGCCCCUCUGCUCUCUCUCCGUCCCUCGCUAGCUCGCUAUGAAAGAUGUGAGUGUUUGUUCUCAGAAGUACCGCAACUAAUCAGUCUCCUCCGUUCCAAAAAUCCUGAAUCUUAGGAGUCUAUUCUUAGUGGAAUCAAAUCUUGACACUCAGAAAUGGGAGUCGACAUCGGGAGUCGAUGGGCAAGGAGUCAAGUAUAACUGUCAUCAUCGAUAACAGUUGGAAAAAUGGCAGAGAAAGACAAGCACAGCAGCAAAGUCCUGUAUGGCAAUACUUUGAGAAGUUAAAUGAGAAGGAAGUGCUAACUUUGCGAAGUGGAAUUGAGGUACAGCAAUAGUAGUAAAGGUGCAAUGCUUAACCAUCUGAAAGGGAUGCACUGUGAGACCCAAACCGCAGCUGCAUUGUGAAUUCACAUGGAAUUUUAUGAAUUUGUCUUAUAGUUUGAACUGAAAACCCAUAAAAAAGGGAGUUUAAACAUUAAGAAAUGUUUUCCUUUUGUCACAUCCCUAGUACUCCACACAUUCCAGGACCCAAAGGUCGUGUACUCCGCUAUAGGGCCCAAAGGUCGUGUACAGUUAUUACAGGGCCUAUAGUACUGCUCCAUAUUAGUUGAGGACUGUUUGUUGACUGUUUAGCGUUAGCUAGCUACCUGAUUACUCUGACCAGCUACCUUGCUAGCCAUGUAAAACAGUUACAAAGGUAUAGCCAGGCUACAGUACCAUACCUUGUUAAUGACUAGCUUGCUGUUGUAACUGUAAUAAUUUAGGCUACAGGCUGAUAUCUAGCUAACUUUAAGUUAUUGACAGAUAGAUGACUGGGAGAGGAGCUCUCGUAGCCUACAAGUUUGUCAGAGGCUGAUAAUUGUACUGCUUGCUAGGGGAUACCUGUAUGAACGUGUGAUAAUGAUCUAUUACCUAGUCCCACCUCCAGAAAAUGCGGUGGUGGGUGCAUCAAAAGUAUUUAUCCGGCAGAAAAUAAAGUUCAGUCUUUCUUCUAAACUAAGCUAGAGCUGGUUUUAGAAUUGGUUUGAGAAUUCUGAAAUGUUUCUAUCGCCUACACUUGAUUUUUCAGCCACCUUCUGUCACUUAAAGGAAAAUUCCACCCAAAAACGAUAUUUUGGUAUGUUUCAUUAGUCCAUUGUUGACAUAGUCCCAACAUGUUAUGAUGCAUCAUACAGGGAUGAUUUCUGUAUUUUGAAAGUUUACAUAUCUUGAAAACUUGAUUGCUGACACAUUUUUGGACAAUGUCAACACUGGACUAAUGAAACAAAUACCAAAAUAUAUUUUGGGGGUGGAAUUUUCCUUUAAGAUGCCAGCACCCUGACACAGGUAGCUAGCUAGCUAACCUAAACUUUGCGACGCAAAAAAAAUAAGAAAAUGCUUAGCUUGCUGCAAAAGGUGCUUGCUAAGACUAAUACGCCACAUGACCAAAAGUAUGUGACACCUGCUUGUUGAACUUCUCAUUACAAAAUCAUGGGCAUUAAUAUGGAGUUGGUCCCCCCUUUGCCGCUAUAACACCCUCCACUCUUCUGGGAGGGCUUUCCACUAAAUGUUAGAACAUUGCUGCGGUGACUUGCUUCCAUUCAGCCACGAGCAUUAGUGAGGUUGGACACUGAUGUUGGGCGAUUAGGCCUGGCUCGCAGUUGGUGUUCCAAUUUAUCCCAAAGGUAUUCGAUGGGGUUGAGGUCAGGGCUCUGUGCAGGCCAGUCAAGUUCUGCCACGUCGAUCUCGACAAACCAUUUCUGUAUGGACCUUGCGUUGUGCACGGGGGCAUUGUCAUGCUAAAACAGGAAAGGGCCUUCCCUAAACUGUUGCCACAAAGUUGGAAGCAUAGAAUCGUCUAGAAUGUCAUUGUAUGUUGUAGCAUUAAGAUUUCCCUUCACUGGAACUAAGGGGCCUAGCCCAAACCAUGAAAAACAGCACCAGACCAUUAUUCCUCCUCCUCCGAACAUUACAGUUGGCACUAAACAUUCGGGCAGGUAGCAUUCUCCUGUCAUCUGCCAAACCCAGAUUCGUCCGUCGGACUGCCAGAUGGUGAAGUGUGAUUCAUCACUCUAGAGAACGUGUUUCCAGUGUCCAAUGGCAGCAAGCUUUACUCCACUCCUCCAGCCGACGCUUGGCAUUGUGCAUGGUGAUUUUAGGCUUGUGUGCGGAUGCUUGACCAUGGAAACCCAUUUCAUGAAGCUCCCAACGAACAGUUCUUGUGCUGACGUUGCUUCCAGAGGCAGUUUGGAACUCGGUAGUGAGUGUUGCAACCGAGGACAGACGAUUUUUACACGCUACUCUUCAGUACACUCCUAGACAUUUCCACUUCACAAUAACAGCACUUACAGUUGACCGGGGCAGCCCUAGCAUUUCUAAAAACCUGUUUUCGCUUUGUCAUUAUGGAGUAUUGUGUGUAGAUCGAUGAGGAACAUUUUAUUUAGCCCAUUUUAGAGUAAGGCUGUAACGUAACAAAAUGUGGAAAAAGGGAAGGGGUCUGAAUACUUUCCAAAUUCACUGUAUAUCAAAUAUGCAGUCACUAAUCUCGGUUCACGCUUAACAAAAAUCUCUUGUAAUUGUUGGAAAUUGAGAUUCGAAAUCUCUACUCUAGCAAACGGAAAAGCAGUGAAUGAGACUCAACAUGGAAGUGCGUGAGGAGGAUAUUUGACACUGCUAUUUAGAAUCUUAGCAGUGUCCCAUUUCAUCCCUUCGUUUAAGCCACUGCAACAGUUGUUUAAAAUUAGUCACACUUAUCGUUCCAAUAUUGUUUUGAAAUUUGAGUCCCGACUGAAUGUUCUGGGCUACUCAAUGCAUUGUUAUUGGCGCUGAUAAAUACAAUUACAUUUGUAAAGGAGUCAAAUAACUUGUAGGAAAACCUUUUGUCGUCAUUGUGAUGUCAUCAGAUUGACCUUAGAUGUAGUAUAGCAUUAGCUAGCUAGCUAUGAUUGAGGUUAAAGUUGUUUCCUACUAUUUGUCUACUUUAGCAAUGCCAUCGUACAGUAUUUCCAGGCCACUAGAUUGCAAUUUAGAUGAAACAGUCAUUAGCCCCCGUUAGGAAUGACUGCGCACCACUCCACGCCCAUAUGGCUCUUUAGAAUGUUCAUAACAAUGGUGUGGCUAUUGCUAAAGUUUGAUAUAUCAAGCGUGGUCAGGUUUGUGCAGUUUGCUGUCAGAGGCUGGGGGAUGUUAUGUUGUUGGUGUUAUGGCCCUUGUUAUUUAUAAGUGGAGAUUUUUUUUGUGCCAUGUUCGUUUAAUGAAAAUACUGUAAUAGGACGGGGCCAUCCAGUGUUUCCAUGGGGCCAUCCAGUGUUUCCAAGCUUGAAAUCCUCGCCCCCAGUUUAAGCACCACCUUCCUGAUACCUCCAAUGACGAAAACCCAAUACCCGGAACUAAUGCUGCUCGUUAUCUCACCCAUCAAAGAUAUUGGUAGUCUGUCCACGAGAGAUUAUGCAAUCACAAACCUGGGUUGCACGCAACCGGAAACAUUUGUAAAAGUUUUACAGCGGAAUACGAAAUUGAUUCAUUCUUAUAAUACGUUAUUAGACAUUAUUAGUCGCAAGUAGUCCCUCCCUGUUUGUCUGUUUUCUAUCAUUUGGAGCCGAACAAACAGGACCAUGGUUCCAAAUGGACAAACUCUUAUGGGCAGUGUAGGUUGGAAGAUUAUCCAAUCACUUGAUUCUGCAGGGUCGUGUUUAGUAGGGCACACCGUUGCAAGAUGGUUAAGAACCUCCCCUUUUCACACAGUUUCAAAACGUUUUCUACCUACUUGACAUGACCCCGGGGCCUAAUUUAUAAACAUUGCAUACUUACAAAAUACUGUAUACCCCAGAACAUGCGUGCUCCAGUUUUCACGCAAAAGUUUCACGACUAGGUGAAAAAUCGGUCUAUAUGCCCUUGAGCAAGGCACUUAACCCUAAUUGCUCCAGGGUAGCCAUCCAAUAAUGGCUGAUCCCUGGCCGUGACCCCACUCUCCGAGGCCGUCUCAGCGGGAGUUGGAUAUGCAAAAAACACAUUUCCAAUUCACACGUGUAUAAUACAAGUUGUACAUGUGUGAAAUAGGACAAAUAUAAGCACUCACCUAAUAAUUAUAGUUAUUAUUAUUAUAUUAAAAGUUUGCAUUUAUUAAAACUGAACUUGACGUGAGAAUGUGCUUAGCUUCCCGCAAACUUUAGGUAAAUAUAUAGUGAGAAGUGCAAAGAUGGAUUUUUGCAUUAUACAAUAGUUAGAAAUAGCUUUUAUUUCCAUGAUCAUUGCAGAAUAAAUCCCUCACCUUUUCUAACUGUGAUGGUUUCAUACUCGUGAAGUAGCCUAUAUGCCAAAAACGUCCCAUCUCAUUUAAUUGGACCCACUUUACAGUAGUAAAUAGAUAAACUAUUUCAAAUAUUUUGUUCUAUGCAUCCGAAAGGGAGUGUGGUUUAUAAUAUACAGUAGAAUUUAACAGAUGAGCAGACAGUUGAUAUUUUGCUUUGAAGUGUGUAAGUAGGCCUACUGUAGUAAAAAAAAAGAAAAAACAUUUGUAGACAUACUAGACAAUAUUUCAGAAUUUGUGGACAGUGCAGCAUAUUUAGGUUUGGGAAAAAGUAAACGCAAAACAUUAUAGAAUUCAAAUGAUCUGUUUACAGGUCCACAACAUUUUGCAAUUGUUUUUUUCUUUCGGAAACGGUCAGAUACAGCAAAUAUCGCAGUUAAAGUUCUGCCAUUCUGCCAACACUUCCAGAGACAUUUGAUCAAGUUUGCCAUUGCUAUUAGCUUUAGAAACUGCCUUGGCCUAAUUCCAAUACUUUUUGUCACCAUAAAAGAUGAAUGAUGGGUGUUUUUCAAGUUAGGUUUUAAUGCUCAUUCACGCGCGCACAAUUUCAGGACGGGUUUGAUUUAUAACUGGAAACAUGUUAUUUUCAUAACACUGUAGCUUAUGACUGUCAGCACAACAUCCUUUUUUACUCUAGUUUAGCUCUGGUGAAUGUCUGUUUAAAUGUCACACCACAUUUUAUUCUUUAUCAAGUUUAGAAAAUAUAUUUAAUGGAGACUGUCGCGCCUCACCUUCUUAUUCAUUACUUUAGUUUAACACCAGCUGUCAUGUGUAUUUCAUGCUUUUAUUGAGGUUAACCUGGUUAAAGGAAUGUAGCAUGAGUAGUGGCAAUGUGGAUGUGUUUUGUUUGUUUCCUCUUUUUAGCAGAGUAGUUUUAGUUCAAAUCCCUCAUUGCCAUGUGAUUAUACAGGCAAGAGAACAAUGCCUCGGACUCCAAGGAAACAAAUCAGAAAAACACUUUUUGAUUACAUUGUUUGUUGGUGAUGGGGAUUUCAUUAUUGUUAUGCUAAUACAGUGAGUGUGACAUUUUUGCAGCAUACCUAUUUAUUUUCACAGAUUGGUUAACAUUAUGACAUUUCUCCUCUUUUCUCUGUCUUGGUCUCAUCCAGGUCUUGGUUUCAGUAUAGCAGGGGGAGUGGGGAACCAGCACAUCCCAGGGGACAACAGCAUCUACGUCACCAAAAUCAUCGAAGGAGGAGCUGCGCACAAAGACGGGAGGCUACAGAUAGGGGACAAACUUCUGGCUGUAAGAUUUCCAUUUCCAUCGUCCUCCAUUCCGCUCAUUUAGAUACUUGGUCAUUAUUACAGAUACAUUAACGAGCAACUAAUUAAGUACCUCAGAGCCCUUGCAUUAAAGGCUUUACCAUUUCCAUGACGCAGGAUUGGUGGAGAGUGUUUUUUGACACGUUUGUGUUUUUUCUGUUACUGUUACUGUGGUGUGUUUCCAUAUUUGAGUGUGCAGCUCCCUGUAAUAUAAGGGUCGGAUGAUAUGUUUUGAGGGUGCACCUUUAAUGUGGCAAUCUACAGUUGUAUCAUAUUUUUUUUUACUUCUGAAUUAAUUAAAUGUUCCCCUUGAUUCUUGAAGAAUAUAACUUAUAAAUGCCUCAUGAACUUAGUUCAACUGCCAUCAGAACCCAAAAUAUAAGCUUAUUUAACCCAUAAGAGUCUAAGCCCCGUUCGGACGCUACAGACAAUUUUGUGAGAAGACCGAUUUUCGGGAUGUCUCAUGGUCUGACAAACACCACUCUAGCUCUGUCACCUUUCAUCGCAGAUGUGGAAGUGCGACAUUGUCGGAUGUGGUGGAUUGAGACGCAUCUAAUGCAAAAACCUAUCUCUAGCUUAAACUGACAGAUUUUUAUUGGGAUCUUUUUAUUAUGCUAACUAGAUUUCCGCAGGGGGUGCGGACAUCGACUCUAGGGGAUUAACUCCAAUGUUGGGAAACAAAGUAAAUGGAAACAAGCACUUUAUACCCCUCAAAACAUGGUUCAAACUAUAAUGUUAAUAUCAUGAAUGCUCAGUCCUUGCGUCCAUAGCGUUGUCUAUGAAUUUGAGGGGUUACAUUUCUCCAGCCCUAUUCCUCAGCUUUUUACCGAAACGUGUGGGGAGUUCGCUUCGUUUUAACUGCUGAUUAACAAAUGUGUACGUUCACGUCUGAUCUCACAUCAAUAAUAAUAUCUGUCUCUGUGCAGGUGAACAGUGCUUGCCUUGAGGAGGUGAGCCACGAACACGCUGUGACUGCCUUGAAAAACACUCCCGACGUGGUCUACUUGAAAGUGGCAAAACCCAACAGUGUCUUCAUGAAUGACAGUUUCGCCCCGCCUGACAUCACCAAC